AUAUAUUUUUUCUUUGUUGUUGAGAAAAAAAAUCAAUUCAUACCCCCAACUUUGACUGUCAACCUGUAGCUGUAGCAUAUCAAGUUAGAAUAGAAAGCCACUAGCAGCUUCUCAAGUUGAGGUUCAUUGAGUUCUCAAACUCGAGAUGUAAAAGUUUGAUGAGUGAUUUUGAAGGAAGAUGCAUUGACCUUUCCUAUUAUAAUAUUUUCGAGCAAGUUGAAUUUAUUUGACCAAACUUCUAUAUAUGUAAUAUGUAUACAUGUAUGUACAUAUAUAUAUCCACCCAACUUAAUCCUGUACGAAGUGACAUCUUCUAUUCUUUUUUGUUAUCCACCAGUCUUGUAAAUUGUCAAUCUUAGGUAGACAUAAGAUUUAAAGAACAGUUGAGUUGGAUUAAGGUGGUAAGAAAGAAGACAGUGUAAGCAAAAUGUGGAGACUGAAAUUUUCUCAAGGGGAUAUUAAUGAUCCAAGUCUUGCAAGCUUCAAUAAUCAUGCUGGAAGACAGUUCUGGGAAUUUGAUCCAUUGAUCACAGGUACACCUGAAGAACAGGCUCUGAUCGAAAAGGCUCGUGCAGAUUUUCGUAAUAGCCGUUAUGAAAUCAAACAAAGUUCUGAUCUCCUAAUGCGAAUUCAGUUGGCGAAGGAGAACGGUUGUGGGGCAGUGGAUUUGGAGCAGGUGAAGGUAGAAAGUGAAGAAGAAGUAACAGAGGAAAAAGUUGUUAUUACAUUGAAAAGGGCACUGAGAUUUUACUCAACUCUUCAGGCUGAAGAUGGACAUUGGCCUGGUGAUUAUGGUGGUCCUCUGUUUCUUCUGCCAGGAUUGAUUAUAUCUUUGUAUAUUAUGAAAGCUCUAAAAACCGUCCUCCCUGAAGAACACACGAAAGAGAUAUGCCGUUAUCUAUAUAACCAUCAGAAUCUUGAUGGAGGGUGGGGAUUGCAUAUAGAAGCACAGAGCAGCAUGUUUUGCACGAUCCUAAAUUAUGUAAGCUUAAGGCUUCUAGGACAAGAAAUGGACGGUGGAGAUGGAGCCAUGCACAAAGCCAGGACAUGGAUUCUUGAUCAUGGUGGUGCUACUUACACCCCUUCGUGGGGAAAGUGUUGGCUCUCGGUUCUUGGCGUGUACGAAUGGGAUGGCAACAACCCUCUACCCCCAGAGAUAUGGCUUCUUCCUUACUUUCUUCCCGUUCAUCCAGGUCGUAUGUGGUGUCACGCUCGGAUGGUGUAUCUUCCCAUGUCGUAUUUAUACGGGAAAAGAUUUGUGGGGCCCAUCAAUAGCGUUGUUCUGUCUCUCAGGAAAGAGCUUUAUAAUCAAGAUUACCAUCAGAUUGAUUGGAAUUUGGCCAGAAAUCAAUGUUCCAAGGAGGAUUUGUACUUCCCACAUCCAUUAUUACAAGAUGUUUUGUGGAAGUGUCUGGACAAAUUUGCAGAACCUCUUCUUAUGCAAUGGCCUUUCUCUAAGCUGAGGAAUAGAGCACUAACCACUGUGAUGAAACAUAUGGAGUACGAUGAUGUAAACUCUAAUUAUGUCUGUUUAGGACCAGUAAAUAAGGUACUUAACAUGCUGUGCUGCUGGAUAAACGAUCCAAAUUCGACAGCUGUAAAACGACAUCUUUCAAGAAUUAAGGAUUAUCUGUGGGUAGCUGAAGAUGGCAUGAAGAUGAAUGGAUACAAUGGGAGUCAGUUGUGGGACACGGUUUUCGCGGUCCAAGCAAUAGUCGGAACUAACCUUCCUCAAGAAUACGGUUUAAUGCUUAAAAAGGCACAUCAAUUCAUCAAAAUAUCACAAAUGAGAAAAGAUAGUGCAGGAGAUUUGAGUUUGUGGUAUCGACACAGAUGUAAAGGCGGGUGGCCGUUUUCUACUUCAGACAAUGGCUGGCCGGUUUCAGAUUGUACAUCAGAAGGUCUUAAGGCUGCAGUUAUGUUAUCGGAGCUGCCGCUGGAGGUUGCUGGAGAAGGAUUAGAACAAAAUAAGCUAUACGAUUCGGUCGAUUUGAUUCUAUCCCUUCAGAAUAGUAAUGGAGGUUUUGCGUCAUACGAGCUCACACGAUCAUACGCUUGGUUGGAGGUGAUUAAUCCAUCAGAAACAUUCGGAGAUAUCGUCAUCGACUACCAGUACGUUGAAUGCACAUCUGCAGCAAUUCAAGGUUUGAAGCAGUUCAACAAACUGUACCCUAAUUACCGGAGAAAAGAUAUAGACACGUGCAUUGACAAGGCAGUUGACUUCAUCGAAAGCAUACAAUUAUCUGACGGCUCAUGGUAUGGAUCAUGGGCUGUAUGCUACACCUACGGGACAUGGUUUGGGAUAACAGGGCUAAUCAAAGGUGGUAAGACUUACGAAAACAGCUUAGCUGUAAGAAAAGGUUGUGAAUUCUUGUUAUCAAAGCAACUUCCAUCUGGUGGAUGGGGAGAAAGCUAUCUUUCAAGCCAAGACAAGGUAUACACAAAUAUUGGGAAAGAUGUAUCGCACAUAGUAAACACCGGAUGGGCUAUGCUGGCGCUUAUUGAAGCAGGACAAGCGAAACGGGAUCCAAAUCCACUGCACCGUGCAGCUAAAGUGCUGAUUAAUUCACAAAUGGAGAAUGGAGAUUUCCCACAACAGGAAAUUAUCGGUGUAUUCAACAAGAACUGUAUGAUAAGCUACUCUGCUUAUCGAAACAUUUUUCCGAUAUGGGCACUCGGAGCUUAUCUCAAUAAGGUCUUGAAAUCAUGAAACAGAAAACAACUGUAUACACGCGUGAAUAUGGACUGUAAGAGCAACCUCAAUCUGUACAUGUAAGAGUGCUUGGUCGGAAUUGGCUAUUAAUGUAUGCAUGCAUUACUUUUAAGGGAAUGAAUUGAUUCAAA
This is a messenger RNA of Erythranthe guttata (spotted monkey flower), 2844 nucleotides long. Lineage: Eukaryota; Viridiplantae; Streptophyta; Magnoliopsida; Lamiales; Phrymaceae. The record is from RefSeq and is a predicted model, not a curated record.